Molecule: messenger RNA, 1515 nt
Organism: Erpetoichthys calabaricus (reedfish)
Lineage: Eukaryota; Metazoa; Chordata; Cladistia; Polypteriformes; Polypteridae
Product: sodium- and chloride-dependent neutral and basic amino acid transporter B(0+)-like
Exons: 10
Coding region: 1-1356 (451 amino acids)
Biological process (GO): sodium ion transmembrane transport
Cellular component (GO): membrane
Molecular function (GO): L-proline transmembrane transporter activity
Source: RefSeq, a predicted model, not a curated record
AUGUAUAAUUAUGGUACAACUAUCGUUACAAGCGGAUCAGACAGCAGCAAAGUAGCCCUUCGUCGAUCGAGUGGAUUAGAUGAAUCUGGAGGUGUUAUCUGGCAUCUUGCUCUCUGCCUCCUGCUGGCAUGGAUAAUAGUUGGUGCUGCCUUGUUUAAGGGAAUAAAGUCAUUGGGAAAGGUGGUGUAUUUCACAGCGACCUUUCCUUAUGCUGUUUUGAUCAUCCUGCUGAUACGAGGAGUAACUCUGGAAGGAGCUCGGGAAGGAAUCGAAUACUACAUAGGAACUCAUUCAGACAUUUCAAAGCUGUCUGACGCUGAGGUUUGGAAGGACGCUGCCACCCAGGUCUUCUUUUCCCUUUCUACUGCAUGGGGAGGCCUUGUUGCCCUGUCUUCGUACAACAAAUUCAACAACAACGGCUAUUCAGAUGCAAUCAUCAUUUGUCUUACCAACUUCGCUACAAGUGUCUUUGCUGGAUUUGCCAUCUUUUCUGUCCUUGGGCACAUUGCUCGUAUAUCACAUAAGCCUGUGUCUGAAGUCGCCCAAUCAGGCUUUGGCUUGGCUUUUAUUGCAUGUCCAGAAGCCCUAGCAAAGUUGCCCGUAUCCCCACUGUGGUCUGUCCUUUUCUUCUUUAUGCUACUGACGCUCGGUCUCGGCACUCAGUUUACAAUAAUUCAAACCAUUACAUCAGUGCUACAAGAUGAAUUUCCCAAGUACCUUUGUUCAAGGAGAGUCCUCAUUACAGUAGUUGCCUGUGUUGUGCUUUAUCUUCUUGGCCUGCCCUGUGUAACUGGGGCUGGAAUCUACUGGGUGAAUUUAAUUGAUCACUUCUGUUCUGGAUGGGUACCUCUAAUAGCUGCUGUCUUGGAACUCGUUGGGAUAAUCUACAUCUAUGGAGGAAAUCGAUUCAUCGAGGAUAUUGAAAUGAUGAUUGGCAAGAAAAACUGUUAUUUCUGGUUGUGGUGGAGAGCUUGCUGGUUUUUCAUUUCUCCCUGUUUACUUACGAUCAUAUUGGUGUGGUCCAUGGUAAAAUUCUCAACACCUUCAUAUGGACCUAUUCUCUAUCCAGUAUGGGGAACGGUGCUUGGAUGGUUUAUGAUAGCCUUCUGCAUCAUCUGGAUUCCCAUAUUUGCUGUUUUCAAUUUUGCAAAAGCAAAGGGAGGCAUAUUCGAACGCCUCAGACAAAUUUCUUCUCCUACACCUGACUGGGGUCCUUACCUUGAAUGCCACCGUGGUGAAAGGUACAAGAAUCAGGAGAGUUCACAGAGGAUUCAGCAAUCCAAGCAGAAUGAAAAUGAUUUAUCGGUUGUUUAUACUAAUGAGAUGAUAAUGAUUUCAUCGCCAAACUGUGAUUAGAUGCGCGUGUAGGAGGCUACCAAAGAGAUUAUUGUAGAAACCAUCACCAGCAAGGAGUCAGAUAUGGUGAGAUCUGAAGCCAGUGGGCAAUCUAAUGGGAUAAAUCACAAAAAGAAAAUGUCAUCUCUAUGUGACACACAUACAGCAUGUAUUCAUUGG